AUGAAGCCGGAGGAUGUUUGCGACCACAUCUGCAAGCUUGCAAAGAAGGGCCUCACGCCGUCGCAGAUUGGUGUCACUCUUCGAGAUAGCUUCGGCGUGCCGCAGGUGAAGAACGUCACUGGAAACCACAUCCUCCGCAUUCUGAAGACGAAUGGCCUGGCAGCCAACCUCCCGGAGGAUCUCUACUACCUGAUCAAGAAGGCAGUCUCCAUCCGAAAGCACCUGGACAAGAACCGCAAGGACAAGGAUGCCAAGUUCCGCCUUAUCUUGGUCGAGAGCAGGAUCCACCGACUUGCCAGGUGCCAGCUUUUGGAUGAGACCAUGGGGCCUUUGCUGUCUCUCCUGAGCAAGCGUGCGGAGUUGAAUGAAACCUACGCUGCGACGCUGGAGGAGAUUGAAGGCUUCUUCGUGCACCUCCGGCUGAAGCUGUUGACCCUGCCGGUGUCCAGCCAGCUACAGUCCAUCGUUCACGGAGACAUGGAGAUGAGCCAGCUUGCGCCCGCCACACGGCAGGCCAGCACAUACAUCCUGGAGAUCUCGCAGCUCGAGAAGCAGUGCUUCGAGGCGUACUUUGAGCUGAGACAUCAGCAGGAGGCCUUGAGGACCCUGCUCUCCAAGCUAGCUGACGCUUUCUACCAGCCGCGGGCAGAGGAAGUGCUGGCCUGCGACUCCAUUGAAUCCCUCAGGGAGAUCGCUGACUGCCUGCAGAUGGACGUCUUGGAGCCGCACCGGCUGCGCAGCGACGUGUCCGUGUUGGGAGUUGUGUACCGCCUGCACAAGGACGUUCAGGAGAAGCUUAUCUACCGGGUAGAGAUGUACAUACGGGAGGAGAUCAAGGGGUCAAUCCUCUACGAGCGCAGCCCCGAUCUGCAGGAUCAGGAGUGGAUGGCAGAACCGGAUGCUGCCAUGGGCCAGUCUCGGAGAGGUUGGUAUCCGACGCUCCCGAGAACGCUCUCCAUCCUGGCCCCGGCCAAGAUCUACAGAGUGCUGGAGAUGUCCACCUUCCAAGGGCUGGCGCAAGAGGCAGUGGACCUCUGCAUGCGCAGCCUGAAAGAGGCUUCCGAGUAUCUUUCCAGAAGAUCGCUUCCCAGCUGCGAUGCCAGCCUACAGGCGUUCCAGCCUUUGGUUCAAAUGAUGGACUCGCAGCUUUUCCUGGUGAAGCACCUCCUGCUCCUUCGAGAGCAGGUGUCGGCCUUCGAGUGCGAGCUGGUGGUCAGCGAGAAGUAUUUCAACUUUGCGAACGUCUGGGAGGCUCUUAACCUGAAGCUGCCGGAUGGGAUCCUCGGCAUCUUGAAGCCAACGGUCUAUCACGCCGAGGUCGACAGCAAGAAGGAUAUCGAGUCAGAACUGAAGGCGGCUUGCGAAGCGCUGAUCACCAACAUCACGGCCCACAUUACGCAGCCUCUCGCCGCUGUGAACACCAAGAUUGGCAAUUUCUUGGCAACCUCCGGCGGCGAGCGGUCGUCGUUGAAGGACCAGAGCUUCAUGCAGUCGGAAGAGCUCCGAGACGUGAUUAGCGGCUUCCUUGCGAAUGUGAAGGCCAAAGUGCCUUUCACAGCUGCGCACAUUAGGCUCUACCUCGCUAUGCCUCCUGGAGGCGCUCGAAACGAAUACCUUGGCCUUUGGGUCCUGUCUCCAAAGCCCAUCCUUUGGAAGCCAGUGGAGAUGCGACUGGUUGAUACCUGGGGUCGCCUGGAGGGUCUCCUGGAGCACCGAGAAAGUCAAAAAUCUAAUCAUUCCUUUCGUUCUUGCAGGCCCCUUUGCAGUUGGUGGAAACAUGGCUGUGUCUUUUUUCCUGAGGUGAUGGAGCAGCCUUGGGAGAGCAUAGUUCAGAUGGUGUCGCAGGCCAGCUGGCACUGA
This is a messenger RNA of Symbiodinium pilosum, 1860 nucleotides long. The record is from the annotation of a GenBank genome assembly. NCBI's taxonomy places the organism in Eukaryota, Dinophyceae, Suessiales, Symbiodiniaceae.